CUUAACAUCAACAAAAACCAAGCGCCAUGGGAAAAAUUACAGUCCGUUGCGUCUUGAUCUUCUCUGUCGUUGCCUCGCUUGGCCUUGUCUCGUUUGCUCUGUGUCUUGUUGCAGAGGCCAAGAGAACCAAGGCUGAAGAUCUCAAGUUCGAUGGACGGCUAUGUCAAGUACCGGUGAGUCGUUCCUUUGGGUUCGUCGUUGCGGCACUAAUCUGUCUCUCCAUCGCUCAAAUCAUAGGGAACGUCACGGUGUGUGCAAAUUACUGGUCGUCGAGGUCCAAAGGAAAGGUCCAAAAUGGAAACGCUAAGAAACCAAUUCUGUUUCUUACUGCAUUUUCCUGGGUGAGCUUUGGAGUUGCGGUGAUCCUAAUGAGUGUAGCCACGAGCAUGAGCCGAAAACAGUCCUACGGAGAAGGAUGGUUGGACGGGGAAUGCUACAUAGUUAAAGGCGGAGUGUACAUAAGCUCUGGACUUUUAAGCCUGGCUGCACUCUCGGCCUUGCUCGGAGCAGCCGCCGUCAUGACAAUCACCACUCCUGUUGAUCAAGUCCUCAAAGUACAUGCACACAAUUAAUGCAUCAAAAAACAAAUUAUGUGAAGAUGGAAUUGCAAUUUUUGGAGGCCUAGUUUCUACCCAUACGAUGCGUUUUGAUUUGCGCUAGCUUUGGCUUGGAA
Hibiscus syriacus is the source of this 673-nucleotide messenger RNA. RefSeq names its product protein MODIFYING WALL LIGNIN-1-like. NCBI's taxonomy places the organism in Eukaryota, Viridiplantae, Streptophyta, Magnoliopsida, Malvales, Malvaceae. The record is from RefSeq and is a predicted model, not a curated record. The transcript is spliced from 3 exons. The coding region runs from base 27 to 572 and encodes 181 amino acids.